Messenger RNA from Cucurbita moschata (crookneck pumpkin), 3320 nucleotides. RefSeq names its product proline-rich receptor-like protein kinase PERK8. The coding region runs from base 690 to 3086 and encodes 798 amino acids. The record is from RefSeq and is a predicted model, not a curated record. Gene Ontology annotation, molecular function: protein kinase activity; ATP binding. The transcript is spliced from 8 exons. NCBI's taxonomy places the organism in Eukaryota, Viridiplantae, Streptophyta, Magnoliopsida, Cucurbitales, Cucurbitaceae. Gene Ontology annotation, biological process: protein phosphorylation.
GGGAUAUAAUUUUUUUUUUUUUUUUUUUUUUUUUUUUUUUUUGUGAUAAUGAUGGAAGAGAAAAAAGUAUGAGUAUAAGAUGAAAAGUAGAUGGAGAUAAAUGGUAAGUGAUGAUGAUACUGAAAACAGAGAUUUUGAUUUGGUUUGAUAGCAACGCUUAAUCCGUUCAUUGGCCUCCCCCUCUGCAUGUGCGAGCUGAAGAUUGGCUCCAGCAAGUUGCCCCCGCGUUUUCUGAAACCGCCCGCUCUAUGAUCCACUGAAGAACCAAAUAUUUUUGCGGUUACUGAGUGGACUUUACAGAUUCCAUUUUCGACCUUCGAAACUUGGUCGCCGGAGGGAGUUUUCUUCGCUUCAGCGACAGGUACGAGCUCUGUUUUUUCAGUUUCUGACUAUUUACUGAUGUGUGGUUGCUGCAUUUUGUCGAAUUCGACAUCGGUUUUCUUUUAGUUUAGAUUUGAGGAUUGUUGUUUUCAUGGUUUUUUGUUGGUGUUUGUUUGAAGUUCUUCGUUUAGGGUGUACUGAUUCAGUGUUUUUGAUGUGGAUUCUGUCAAUUUGAAGCGAUUUGGAUGAGAUUGGUGAUAUGGAUUUGGAUUACAUUGUGAGGUUUAUGUUUAAAAUGAUUUUCGAAUCGGGAAUGGAAGUGUAGUGUACUGGAUUUUGUGCUUGUUUAAGGGUCUGUGAAUUGGACUAUGGCUUCACCUUCUCCUUCUCCGGCGGCGGAGUCUGCCAUAUCUUCCUCAUCUCCUACAUCUUCUGAGCCUAAUCAGUCCGGUGAACCUCCUUCAUCAUCUUCUAGUUCUUCAGCUCCGCCUCCUCAGUCACCACCACCAGCAGUUUCUGAUGCUCCUCCACCUUCUCCUCCAUUGUUAGCAUCACCACCUGCACCACCAAUAUCCCCUCCUUCUCCCCUUGCUGGUUCACCGUCUUCGCCUCCGCAAUCUUCGCCCUCACCGCCGCCACCUUCAGCAUCAACCUCCCCACCACCACAUUCAGCAUCCUCCUCUGCACCACCACCUUCAACAUCAACCUCUGCACCACCGCCUUCAACAUCAACCUCUGCACCACCGCCUUCAACAUCAACCUCUGCACCUCCGCCUUCAACAUCAACCUCUGCACCUCCGCCUUCAACAUCGACCUCUCCACCACCGCCUUCAAGAUCAACCUCUCCACCACCACGUUCAUCAACAUCACCACCACCUUCCUCUGCAUCACCUCCUCCCCCAAAACAAUCCGUUUCCUAUCCUCCUCCUCCCGAAGCUUCACCUCCCCCUUCUGAUUUAUCACCUCCGCCGCCGACACCACCAGCAGGUGGUUCUCCCCCUCCUCUAUCCAAUCCUAGACCUCCAUCUUCUACUCCCCCUCCCCCUGAUAUUAUUUCACCUUCUCCUCCUCCAUCAGCUAAUGUCCCAACACCACCUUCAUCAACAGGAGAAUCACCUAAAGUAUCUCCUCCAUCCCACAAGGCAUCUCCUCCUCCUCCUGAUCAUAGCUCCCCUCCACCAAGAUCUACAGUACCAUCGCCCCCUCCUUCUUCAGUCCCUUCAUUAUCUGCUCCUCCUCCAGUUAGUGAUCCUGGUUUUCCAACCAAUUCAUCAGGGGGAAGUCCUGUUACCCCUUCAACUUCUGUUACACCAGAAUGGCCAAUUCCAAUAAUCAAUGGUACCAGUGUUGCAACAAAUACCCCAACCACUGGUAAAAGGGGUUUCAGCACUGGAACAUUUGUGGCAGUUGGCAGCGUGGUUGGUGUUCUAGUGCUGAGUCUUGUUAUCAUGGCAAUUUGGUUUGUUCAGAAACGGAAGAGAAGAAAGAAGAAUAUCCCUUACACCGUGCCUUCUCCUUUUUCCUCCCAAAACUCAGAUGCCUUUUUCCUAAGAGCCCAUUCUUUUGCUAAUGUGGUUGGAAGUCGAACCGAUAGCGAUUUCAAGUAUGCGUCAUCAGAAGGAGGUGGAGUAGGUAAUUCAAGAUCGUUUGCUUAUGAAGAGCUACACCAGGCCACAAGUGGGUUUUCAUUGAAUAGUCUUUUGGGGGAAGGUGGAUUUGGUUGUGUGUACAGAGGCACCCUUGCAGAUGGACGAGAUGUAGCCGUUAAACAACUUAAAGUGGGUGGUGGACAGGGAGAACGAGAGUUCAGAGCUGAAGUUGAAAUUAUUAGCCGAGUACACCAUCGACAUUUGGUUUCCCUGGUUGGUUACUGUAUCUCUGACCAUCAAAGAUUGCUUGUCUAUGACUAUGUUCCAAACAAUACCCUUCAUUAUCAUCUGCACGGUGAAAACAGGACAGUUUUGGCUUGGGCUUCACGUGUUCGAAUUGCUUCUGGUGCAGCCCGGGGAAUCGCUUACCUACAUGAAGAUUGUCAUCCACGCAUUAUUCACAGGGAUAUUAAAUCGUCUAACAUUCUGCUUGAUAUCAACUUCGAAGCUCAGGUCGCAGAUUUCGGGCUUGCUAAAUUGGCGUUGGAUUCACUGACUCAUGUAACGACUCGUGUUAUGGGAACCUUUGGAUACAUGGCGCCAGAGUACGCUACAAGUGGGAAAUUGACUGAUAAAUCUGAUGUUUUCUCUUUUGGGGUUGUACUUUUGGAGUUAAUUACUGGUCGCAAGUCUGUAGAUUCUUCUCAGCCUUUGGGAGAUGAGAGCUUAGUUGAAUGGGCUCGACCGCUGCUGGCACAAGCUAUUGAGGAUGAGAACUUUGAAGAAUUGGUGGAUCCAAGGCUAGACAACAAUUAUGUCGACAGAGAAAUGUUUCGAAUGAUCGAAGCAGCCGCUGCCUGCGUUCGUCAUUCAGCCGUAAAGAGGCCAAGAAUGAGUCAGGUGGUGAGAGCUCUAGACUCUUUAGAUGAAAUGUCAGAUCUUUCGAAUGGGGUGAAACCUGGACAGAGUGAAGUGUUUGAUUCAGCUGAACAUUCUGCUCAGAUUAGAAUGUUUCAGAGAAUGGCUUUUGGCAGUCAAGAUUACAGUUAUGGUUACUCCGAACGAGAUCGAGAUCGAGAUCGGAGUCGAAGUUAUAGUCAAAGUCAGAGUAGCUGGAGUAGAGAAUCGAGAGAUCAAAGUCCAUCGGUGCCUAAUAAUCGAUCCCGGCACGUCUGAUAUGUGUGUAUGAAGCUCAUUUUACAUGUGUUGCAGAUUUUGGAGCUGGAAUCAGGUCCUACCAUUCAAUUCUUUGUAAAUCUCUGCUCAUUUUUUCCCAUCUUAGUUUUCUUUUGUUCUUGAAAGCUUGUUCUCCAUUUCAUUAUAUUUUCAAUUUUGAGGAGUAACUACAGAUGGAUGAACUAUUCUUUGUACAAUCAUUACAAUUAUUCGUAUAUGAAUUUUGAAGAAUGA